Molecule: messenger RNA, 1130 nt
Organism: Anolis sagrei ordinatus
Lineage: Eukaryota; Metazoa; Chordata; Lepidosauria; Squamata; Anolidae
Product: proto-oncogene Mas-like
Biological process (GO): G protein-coupled receptor signaling pathway
Cellular component (GO): membrane
Molecular function (GO): G protein-coupled receptor activity
Source: RefSeq, a predicted model, not a curated record
CAACUCAUUAACAGAGAGGCUUUUAUGGCUUAGGAGGAGAAGAUCUCAAGCCUUCAUAUUUGCCCUUGGAAGGAAACAGAUGUGACUACGAAAAGAUCUUUUGAAGUGUAUGGAGAUGCAAAAUAAUUAGAAUUCCUCUUCUAAGAAAAGUUGCAUAUCUGCCUUAAGAAAUGAGUCUACUCCAGAGGAAUUUCAGCCAGUCACCUUCUUCGAACGUUGGAAUGGAAUAUAAUGCAACUGAGUUACAAAAUCAUCCGUAUAUCAUAGGAACAUUUAUAGAAGCCACCAUAUUUCAUCUGAUCAGCCUUUCUGGACUUGUAGGGAAUGGAAUCGUCAUUUACCUUCUUGGCUUUCACAUUAAAAGAAAUGUUUUCACCAUCUACAUACUGAACCUCUCCAUUGCUGACUUUGGAUACCUCACAGCGGUAGCUAUUUGGAAUAUAUUUUUGAUUUUAAAUUUGCUUGGUGGGAUCUCCUUUAUGCAUUACAUAUCUUUACUGCAUAGUUGUAUCUUUCUGUUCACAUUCCUGACCAGCCAGUUCCUACUGAUAGUCAUCAGCAUUGACAGGUCUGUUUGCUUCUUCUUCCCACUUUGGUAUCAAUUCCACCAUCCACCACGUCUGUCCACUGCUGUGUGCACCGUCAUAUGGAUCCUCACCUUCUUAAUCUCUGUUACGAAUAUCAUUCUCAGUGACACUAUUGAGUAUUUUUGGAUACUGGGCCUCCAGAAUUACUUGAAUACUAUGAUUUUUAUGCCCAUCAUGUGUGUGUCCACUAUAGCCAUGUUAAUUAAUAUCUGCUUAAGAUCGCAACAAAAGAAAUGUGGAAAACUGUUAAGAGCAAUUUUGCUUGUACUUGCCUUCUUCUUCUUCUUUAUUUAUCCAAUUAAUAUGAUUUACUUUAUUAAUAUAUUUCAAAACAUUGAUUAUUAUGUCUUUUUAUAUACCAAUAUUUCUGCCUCUCUAAAAAGCGCCAUUAACCCCAUGAUCUAUUAUUUGGUGGGAAGAGAUAAAAUGGGGAGAUCCAGUAAGAGAAUAGAUAAAGUACUUGAGGAACUUUUCAAGGAGGAGGAAGUCUAUAGAAAAAAACAGGAAACCACAGAAGAGCAUCAGUUAUAAGGUUAUUUUGAC